Molecule: messenger RNA, 7352 nt
Organism: Anas platyrhynchos (mallard)
Lineage: Eukaryota; Metazoa; Chordata; Aves; Anseriformes; Anatidae
Gene: GASK1B
Product: golgi associated kinase 1B
Cellular component (GO): Golgi apparatus
Source: RefSeq, a predicted model, not a curated record
GUGAGGUUCAUGUAAGUUUAUAGCAGUUCACAUGCAAACAACCUCUCAGUACAGUUAGGCUCCAAAGAGUAUUUAGCUUGUAAUGAAAUACCUACAUGUGGACCAUAUUUACAAAUGAAAUAUGUGCUAGCAUACUUGGAGAACGUCAGUUUUACGAAGUUAUUUUUAUUAACCUAAGGAGUUUACCAGAACAAAGGAUGAGUCAAGCUGAAUAGUUUUCAAAGGAGAACUUCAGAUAUUUUAGGCUACAAGUCAGUAAACUUUGCUUACGUAGCUGGCUCCAUUCAUUCUCUGAAGCCAAUCACUUGCCCCGUGGUGGCUGAUAAGAAUUUAACAGCUUGUAGAGGUGGAGUGUCUGGAUCCUUAGCACUGAACACAUUCCCAGGCAUAUCAGUAGCCUCUGUCCAUCAUCCAUGCUGGAAGCUAUUUGGAAAAGGAGAAAUAGAAAUCGGGGAAGGGAAAUCAUGCAUCAUCAUCCUGGCUGGAAUGUGCGGAAGACUUUAUGCUGUUUUCAUCAUGUGGAUUCGCUAGAGAAAUGACCUUCUUUGAUCAGCCAGGUAAAAUCAAAAACUUGUUUAUUUGCUGCCUCUGCUCCCCACGGGUGCUGAGGCUGUGGACCUGCAGGCGACCGAGGACAAGGAGGAAUCUGCUGGUGGGCACUGCUUGUGUGAUCUACCUGGGGUUCCUUGUCAGUCAAGUGGGUCACGUUUUACCCCAGCACAAAGGAGGACACCAAAAACUCAGUUCCAGAAGUCUCCAAGAUGCAGCUCAAACUCCUUUUCUGGGCAUCCCACUGGAUGGCACCCUGUCACCACCCAGCUUCCAGGAACCCCAGCUUGGCGGCAAUGGGACCUCGGUGCCACCCAACGUAGUUUAUAUCACCCUGCGGUCCAAGCGCAGCAAGCCUGCCAACAUCAGAGGCACGGUGAAGCCAAAGCGCAGGAAGAAACAUGCAAUCCCUUUGUCCUAUGGGCAGCACUUUCCAAAAGCUGCUUUCACUGGCCAGGAAGAGACCUUUGUCCAGCAGCUGGGGAGGGCCACACGUGCUGCAGGUGCAAAGGGAGCAGCAAUAGCUCCGCAGGCAGGAAAGCACCACCUGGAUGAACACAGGCAGAAAGAAAUGGCAAUCGGGAAGCGAGGUCACCAGAGACCUGGGGGGAUUUCUGGAGGUCUAAAGGCACAACACCAGGCUGAGGAGAGCAAUAUCAGGAUUUACAGCGAGAGCUCUCCGUCUUGGCUGAGCAAAGAAGAUAUCCUAAGCAUGCGUAUGCUGGCAGAUUCUCCAAUAGAGAGCAUCCAAGAAGUGCCUUCUCAGAAAGCAGUCCUGGUAGUAUUUGAGAGGGGUCCCAGCACCACAGAAGCUGCUUGUAAUCGAGGGCACUGUGGCAUCAUCAAAAGACCUCUUGACAUGAGUGAAGUGUUUGCCUUUCAUUUGGAUAGGAUCUUGGGGCUAAACAGGAGCUUACCUUCUGUAAGCAGGAAGUCGGAGUUCUUCCAAGCCGGUCAAGCCUGUCCUGUUAUUCUCUGGGAUUCCUCACUGAGUCCAACAGAUAACAAUACCCAUUCUUCAGUGAGAUUAACCUGGGGGAGAUAUCAGCAACUAUUGAAGCAGAAAUGCUGGCAGAAUGGUAAAGUUCCCAAAGCUGAGUGGGGCUGUACUGAAAUCCACCAUCAUGAAUGGUCCAAGAUGGCACUCUUUGAUUUUCUUCUGCAGAUCUAUAACCGGCUAGACAGAAACUGCUGCGGAUUCAAACCUCUGAAGGAAGAUUCCUGCGUGCAGCAAGGUCUGACGCUGAAAUGCAGCGAUCAGGAUGCUGUCGACCUGACACACAUAGUGCAGAGAAGGCAUGACCGAAGGCACUUGGCCUUUAUAGACAAUAAUGGUUUCUUUGACAGAAGCGAGGACAAUCUUGACUUCAAAAUACUGCAAGGAAUCAAUGAAUUUCCUGAAUCUGCAGUUUCAGUGCUGAGGAGCCAGCGUUUACGGGAGAAGUUGCUUCAGUCUUUGUUCCUUGACAAAGUAUACUGGGAGAGCCAAGGAGGCAGGAAAGGAAUUGAAAAGCUUAUUGAUGUAAUAGAAAGGAGGUCCAAAAUUCUUCUUACUUAUAUAAAUGCACAUGGAGCCAAAGUAUUGCCCAUGAAUGAAUGAGCUUCUGAGGGACAGGCUUUAAAAAAUUUUGUGAGGCAAAACUGACAGUUAAAUUGAUUUACUUCAUAGGCUUAUUUAAUUUUUAUUUUUCCAAACUUUCAAGUUUAUUUUUAAAUAAGAAGUCUUGAAUGGUUUAAAAGCAUCAUUUAAAUGUCAGCUGCAGCUCAACACAGUGAGGUUCUAUGUCACCAGUGAAAUGAAAUGAAAAAAAAUCAAAUAGUACAAUAAAUGAUAUAGUAAUGUGCAUGCACCACGAACACUCCUUCUGUUAAUAUGCUUCAGAAUUAGCAACAGUAUUUUCAGUACAUUAGUCUGGAUUACUCUUACUCUCAUCAUUCAAGUCAGUAAAAGUUUUAUUGCAAAUUUAAAUGGGAACAGAGAUUUUAGGCACUUAACACAUCACUGAAAACUGCCAUCGUAUCUACAUAGUGAAACAUACUUAGUACAGGAAUUUAUCUUUUUGAUUAAGAACACUAAAAUUCCAACAUUUCCAAAUGUAUUUUAUUUUGAUCUUUUGAAAUCUAAGGACUAGAUUCAACUCUUUUAAAUGCAAUCCAAUAUUUCUAUUGGAUGUGAAUAAAAUUUAGAUUCACAACAAGGAGAGCAUGGCUUUAACAAUAAUAAUUAAUUUGACAAAUGCAGUUUUUCCCUGUACAGUAUGGAGUACACUUUGUCAUGAGUCAUUUGUUACAACAUACUAUUUUCAGUAUGGAUUGGUUUGAUGUGUGGAUGGAUUGUCUGAUAUUUCUAUUGAUUAACUGGGUGUUACUCACAGAAUCAUCCUUUAGUACUACCAUUUCUUUUUUAGCUAUUUAGCUUUAGCUUUGUGAAAAUAUUUUGCUAAAGUAAGUAUACACAUUUUGUUUUUGCAAUGUUCUUUACAUGAUUUUUUAGAAUACUAAUGAAAGGCAGAUGCAAUAAUGAUGUGAGCAUUGUUAAAAUCAGAACAGAAAAUGUUGUUUGUGCUGCUUGCUCAGCUCUUGCCAGCAAUUCAGGCUCAGGUUUUCUGUUAAGACUGACCAUUGUGGGGUGAUGAUUCCAGCUGAUGACUUGCCCCAAGUUUUCAUACAGGUAAGGUUGUUAGGCUUGGACAAGCACUUUAGAUUCUUAGCCUCAAUCUGUUCCAGCAAAUACUCUGUUACAAAUCAACUGAUAUAGUCUGUCCUCACAUAUACUUUCUACCUGUCUGUUUAAUAAGGUUCUUACUGUCUUUCUAAACGAAUAUCUAUUAUCUUUUUGCCAUGAGAUGAUGGCAGAAGUUGAAUGGUUUCAUAGCUACUCUUGUCUUCAUGUAUAGUAAAAAAAACAUAGUGUGUAUAACAUUUAAAAAAAUGAAAGUGCUUGUAUAAUAUUAUUGUUUGUCAUUAUGAGAAACUAAAAUGUUUAAUAUUCAUCUUAAUGUGGGUGAAUUUAAUGUCUUAAAUAACUACAAUUCCACUGCAGCUAAAACAGAUUUUCAUUCUUAUUAUCAAAAGAGCUAUUAACAAGAAUUGCAUUACUAGAAGAAAUAGAUCUCAUUAAGAGCUUGGUCAUCUAAAUAAUCUUUUAUUUUCUGUCAGUAAAGGGCAGAUACAUUUGUAAAAACUUCCUAGAACUUACCAAUUACCUUGAGAGGCCAUGUUUUAGAGUGCCUUGGACUUUUUGAUUGCACCAAAGUAGAAUUGUAUAGGGCUUUCAUAUUAUCCCUUUCUUGAAAUGUUGUAACAAAUUAGCCAGGUAAUUUCUGUCACAGAAAUAAAGAUGUUACUGUAGCUUGCAUUUUGACCUGAGCCUAGAGAAAAAAAAUAAUCUCUCAAUCCAUUUCACAUGGAAUUCCUGUUGCAUUUAUCAUGAAUUUCAGUCUUUGGUGACCGUUACAAUCAAUUUGUCCUAUUUUCUAGCCUAUCUCACAGUUUUCUUCCUGCUAUAUACAUGUUCAAUUGGAUUAUCACACUCUGCUGGGAGUGAAAAUUAUGACUUUCACCUGCACUGAACUUAGAAGAGGAACAAGGGAAGAUAUAGCAGUGUACCUGAUCAUGAAAAAUGUCCCAUGAGUACUUUGUCUUCUAGCUUCUCUUCUUCUGCCUCUAAGACUACACAUUCAGAGCACUUCUUCCAUGAAGACAGGUGGAGAGAACUGGUGUUGUUCAACCUGGAGAAGAGAAGGCUUCAGGGAAACCUUAUAGCGGCCUUCCAGUACAUAAUGGGGGCUUACAGGAAAGCUGGGGUCAGGGAGUUUUGGUCAGGGAGUGUAGUGAUAGGGCAAGGGGUUUUAACAAGUAGUUUUGACAGGUAGUGAUAGGACAUGGGCUUUAAACUAAAUGGACUAAACUAAAUAGACUUAGAUUAAAUAUUAAGAAGAAAAUAUUUACUGUGAGGGUGGUCAAGCACAGGCACAGGCUGCCCAGAGAAGCUGUGGAUGCUCCAUUCCUGGAGAUAUUCAAGGCCAGGCUAGAUGGGGCUUUGAGCAUCCUGGUCUGGUGGGAGGUGUCUCUGCCCAUGUCAGGGGGGUUGGAAUUAUAUGAUCCUCAAGGUCCCUUCCAACCCAGACCAUUCUAUGAUUCUGUGAUCCUGAUGCAAAGUCAUUGACUCAUAAUAACCUUUUUUUUUUUUUUCUUUUUCCAGAGUUGAACAUUACCCAAGAAUAGAAAGAUGUCAAGUGUUUUUUUAUCUUUUCAGGUUAUAUAUUCUUCUCUAUUUCUUCUAGACAUGGACUAGUGUUCCUUGAGUAUGAUAUGGACUUUUUUUAUUUGACUAGCAAUAAAUGCCAGUUCUUAAAACAACAGUGUAAUUGCCACGGAGUGAGUAAUUGCCCUGAAGCUAUGCUUAGAGCAAAGUUCUUUGGUAGUCUUGAGCUUAAGAGGCCCAAGUAACAAUGGUGCUGUCCUUAACAGUAUGACCAAGUUAUGAAAAAACAUAGUUGUAAAGACGGGAUCUUGUGGAGAUUGUGGAGAUGAGGAGAUGGAUGCUGCAGAUGAAUUGCCUUUGGAAAGGAAUGGUGUUUUUUACUUUUUUUUUUUUUUUUUUUUUUUUUUUUUUUUUUUUGUGGCAGAGGCAUAGAGACCAACUUGUAAUUAGAGCUAAUCUGCAGGGCAGAAUGAUGCCUAGAUUUUGUGGAAAGUACAAGGGGAUGGACAGUUGUCUCACCCUCUAUCCUAUAUGGACCAGAGAGGCAUAUAAUGUCUUUUCAGAACUUCUGCAGGCACCCAUGAGCCCAGGAUGAAUGGCCAGGGCAAGCUGAACUGUGUCAGUGCUGCACAUAUUGCCCUUUCCAAGGACCAGGGAGUACUUCUUUCUCUGAAACUCUGACUUUGGGUCUAGGACAAGGCAUUCUGUGCAUGCUGCAUCCUACUCUCACCUUAUGAUCAUGCCUUAGCAUUACAGUAUGCGUAGCUGGAAGCCUUGCUGUGUCUGCUGUAUAAAAAAGUUGUAUUUCCUACUCCUACAAACACUCUUGUUGUCUUCAGGAAGUCGGGAGAGACUUGCUGAGGCUGUCAUUGGGACUGGACUGUAAAAUGUUUUGAAUUUAAUAAUGUUGAUAACAAACUUCAGAAAGUGCCUUUCUUUAUGAUGUUUAUCCUGUUGCGACAUAGCUUGGUACUUGAAUCCAGUACUGCUAAUAAUACAAAGUAUGAUUGCUAUAGUGCUUAUAAGUACAUACUAGCCAAGUUCUAAUUUUAUUUUAUUUUAUUUUAUUUUAUUUUAUUUUAUUUUAUUUUAUUUUAUUUUAUUUAUUUUUUUACUCAAGUGGAGAAUUCUCUACUUUUUGAGUGCAUUUACAUAAAUGCUCCAGUAAAAAGUACAGUAGAAGAACUUUAUUCACUGCUACGAUAUUCAAGAUACCUGCUCACCCCUCGGUAACAGGAGUAAAGUGUAUUGAAAAAUUAGUCCAUUUCCUUGUAAAACAGCAUGACGUUGGACUGACAUUCCAGUACAGAAGCCUAAAUAAUCAUAGAAUCAUAGAAUAUCUCAAGCUGAAAGGGACCCACAAGGAUCAUCAAGUCCAACUCAUGGCACCACACAGGUCUACCCAAAAAUUCAGACCACGUGACUAACUACACAGUCCAAAUGCUUCUUAAACUCCAACAGGCUUGGUGCAGUGACUCUGUCGUUACCUGUCCUUCAUCUACAUUUUUCAGAGGUGUAUUAACAGACAGGAAAAAAAAUGAACAGGCCUUGCUCUAUCUAUGGUGGUGAUCAACAGAAAGCCAAGAAACUGGGCUUUAGUCAUCUUUGCUGGGCUGCCUUCCAUUUAUGGGCAUAUGGGAUCAGACAGAUUCAUGUUGCACAUUACUCGGAAGGGUGUAACCAACAGCAACAGUCCAAAAUCUGUGGGUGGGAAAAGAAGAUUAUGUCAUUCUUGAAUCUGCCUGAAAGCCAGAACCACAUAAAAUGUAAUUACUAAGAAAGUCAAGAGGGUUUGCUGAUUUCAUAACAUUGGAAGACAGAGCUUAAAAUAAGUAGCACAGGCACAGAUGCCUUGAAAUUCCUCAGGAGCUUGCCAGCAAGUUAAUAAUCCUAAACGUUUCAGAAGCUGAGGACAUGAAAACUUUUGUGGAGCACUGUGAGAGCAACUUCCCUCUUUUCUAUAUAUAUAUAUUUAUAUAUUAUAUAUAUAUAUAUAUUCUAUAUUCUAUAAUGCACUGUAUUAAAGAAAAGUAAAUUCCAUGGUUUUAAAAAUGGAAAUACAUAUUUAGGGUACAUUAAAGGACAAGCUUCCAGUAGCAAUUCUGGGAACGCUUUCCUGCAUGUGUGUGUAUGCAAAUAUGAGCAUACAUAUAUGUGUAUAUAAUAUACUUUAGCUUUUUUUUUUUUUUUCCUACAACGUGCACUCAGUUUGGGUCAUACAGAGUGAAUUGUUUAUGUAAUUUGCUGUUUACAUGUAGAAUUUUAUUGUUUGUGAACAUAAAUUCAAUUUUGGGUAUAUGCAAGUUGAAGUUUAAACAUAACUUUAUUAUGGAUGCAACGUUUGUUCUCAAAGCAUUAACCCUUCCCUUGCUAAUGCAUCUAUAUAGUAUAAAAAGUUUUCUCCUUACAAUUGUACCAAAAAAGAGCAAUGUUUGUAUCUGCAUUAAACUGCCAGACAACAGAGUGAUAGCAAAUCUGAGGGGUUUUAAUGGGUUUUACAUUACAUACUGAAUUUCCAUUUGAAACUUGUGCAUUUUAAAAACCAACUUGUUUGUCCUUUUAUAGUAACAGUAAAGGCAUUAUCACAAGCAAUGGA